This is a messenger RNA of Caenorhabditis elegans, 1008 nucleotides long. It is a transcript of the gene srj-50, whose product is annotated as Serpentine Receptor, class J. The transcript has 5 exons. Bases 1 to 1008 code for a protein of 335 amino acids. The record is from RefSeq and is marked reviewed. NCBI's taxonomy places the organism in Eukaryota, Metazoa, Nematoda, Chromadorea, Rhabditida, Rhabditidae.
AUGUUGGACGACAUUAUCUAUUAUUUCACACCUAGAGUAUUUUGCGCGCUGACUUUCCUUGUGAACCCAUUUUUUGUCUAUUUAAUUUUCACCGAGAAAGCUGCAAAGUUUGGAAACUAUCGAUUUAUCCUUUUGUUUUUCGCAACUUACAAUCUUACUUUUUCAGUUUUUAAUAUCGUUUUUCCGAUGGAUAUCCACACCUAUCGCUACUGCUUUUACCUGAUGAUCAAAGAUGGCUGGUUCGUCGAAUCAACCGAACUCAACUUCCACCUUUUGGUCGCCCGAUGCUCCAUAGUCUUCGCCAGCAACGCCAUUCUUCUAACUCAUUUUGUCUAUCGCUAUCUUGUUAUUCAUGAAUCCAAUUUUACGAAGAAAUAUUUUGGUUGGUAUAUAGCAGCAUCUUUCCUGAUUUUCGGAUUGUUUUUUGGAGUGUGGUACGCAAUUUGCUAUCAUUUAGCCAGGGUAAACAUAGAGAUUCGUCAGUAUAUACGAGAAGAUUUCCGAGAAACUUAUGGAACAGAUUCAAAGAAUUACAACAUGAUUGGUGUCUUGUUUCAGGAAGGAUCAGAAGAAACAACAUUUCGAUCAUGGAUUGUUAUUAUUCUAUGGACUUCGUUGUCCGUUGCGUCACUCAUUUCGUUUAUUAUCCUCGCAACUUUGAUUAUGUGCAAACUCAAAAAAACAGCAAUGCACGUUAGCCAGGCAACAUCGAAAUUUCAAUUUGAACUGCUGAGAGCUUUGAUCGUGCAAACAAUUGUGCCAAUUUGCAUCAGUUACUCCCCAUGUCUCCUAUGUUGGUAUAGUCCAAUGUUUGGAGUUCAAUUGCCAAGAGAGGUUAACUAUUUCGAAGUCAGUGCACUGGGAAUCUUUUCAUUUGUUGAUCCGCUGGCAAUCAUUUUUUGUCUACCACCACUUCGUAAAAGAAUUCUACACUUUUGGAAAAAUAUGAAAAAUUCCGCCAAUAUUAUUGCACCAACACUACCAAUCUCAAAUCCAACCAACUCAUGA